AUGGCUGCUACAAAUUGUGAUAGUGAUAGUGACAUUCCAUUUGAAUUUAAAACUUAUGAAGAAUUCAAAAGUGAACGGCUCAAAUUGAACCAUGAAAAUACACUUAAAUUGUGGUAUUCUCUGCCAUCAGGAUUGCCAACUGUUAGGUUUCGUCUAUGGAAUGAUAUGUUCAAUGUACCUCCGUUAAACAAUGCUGUUCUCUAUGGAAUUUAUCAAUCGCUCGGUCGUAUUACUAAUGAGUUUCUUGCAAAGGGAAAACGAUACGAUCCAAAAAUAGAUGAUGAUCAACUCUUUAAAGCAGGUCGUACCGUUUGGUUUAUAAUUGCUUUUCAAACACAAAUGAAUCUAUCAUUGACUCUUACGGAUUCGAUAUUUGGUUACAAUAUGCUCUAUCCAUAUACAGAUGAUUUGGUUGAUUGUAAUGAUGUAUCUCGAGAAGCUAAAAAAGAUUUUGCUCGAAUAUUUCAUGAACGAUUACUUAUCGGUGAAUCAAAUUAUAAUCCAAAAUCGCAUUUCAAUGGACAACAAUCGAAUGUAGACGAAUUAAAAUUGCCACCAUCAUUACAAUCUUAUGCUGAUCGUGUUGGAAAAAUAUUUGAUAUGGUCAAAUUCAUUGAAAAUGAUUGGACACGUAAUGAACAUCAAGGUGUCUAUAUGGGUUUGGCUACUAUUCAUGAAUCUCAGAUGAAAUCAACAAUGCAGCAUGCUCAGCCCGAUAAUGGAUACGUACCGACAAUGGCACAAAUUGAACAAAUUAGCGCAGAAAAAGGUGGUGCAUCAUUGAUUGCUGCUGUGUUUCUUAUCGAAGGACGAUUAACACGAGCAAAAAUGGCCUAUUUAGAAUAUUUGGGCUUUGGUCUACAGUUACUCGAUGAUCUUCAGGAUGUGGAAGAAGACAUGAAGAAUAAUCAUCGAACUAUUUUCACUCAAUCAUUGGCUGAUGGUCAAACAUUGGACGCACCUACGGCUCGUCUAAUUCAAUAUUGUUAUUAUGCACCGGCCUUUGAAGAGUUUUCUGAUGAUCAUCGUACAGUGACAGAUGUACGAAGUGGUGAAACAUUGGCUCAUUAUGUUCGCACUUCGAUGAUGAUGUUUUCGAUGCUGCUCAUUUUGGAAGCUGUUUCUCGACUACCACAAUACUAUUCCGAAGAAUUCUAUCGCGAAAUAUCAACAUUCAGUCCACUGCCAUUUGACGAUCUUAAGGGGGCUCGUGUUGAAAAGACAUUUUGGACCGCUGUACGAAAUCAGUUGUUCUAA
Messenger RNA from Rotaria sp. Silwood2, 1257 nucleotides. The record is from the annotation of a GenBank genome assembly. NCBI's taxonomy places the organism in Eukaryota, Metazoa, Rotifera, Eurotatoria, Philodinida, Philodinidae.